Molecule: messenger RNA, 420 nt
Organism: Plasmodium gallinaceum
Lineage: Eukaryota; Apicomplexa; Aconoidasida; Haemosporida; Plasmodiidae
Product: 60S ribosomal protein L23, putative
Exons: 2
Coding region: 1-420 (139 amino acids)
Biological process (GO): translation
Cellular component (GO): cytosolic large ribosomal subunit; ribosome
Molecular function (GO): large ribosomal subunit rRNA binding; structural constituent of ribosome
Source: RefSeq, a predicted model, not a curated record
AUGAAAAGAGGAAGAGCAGGAACAUUAAAAAAUAAAAUGAGAAUUACCUUAUCCUUACCAGUAGGUGCUCUCAUUAAUUGUUGUGAUAAUAGUGGAGGAAAAAACCUGUACAUUAUUGCUGUUCAGGGUUUUGGAUCAUGUUUAAAUAGAUUACCAGCUGCUUCAUUAGGUGAUAUGGUAUUAGCUACUGUAAAAAAAGGAAAACCUGAUUUGAGAAAAAAAGUUUUAAAUGCUAUUAUUGCUCGUCAAUCAAAAGCUUGGAGGAGACAUGAAGGUUAUUUUAUAUAUUUUGAAGAUAAUGCAGGAGUUAUAGUUAACCCCAAAGGAGAAAUGAAAGGAUCAGCUAUAACAGGACCAGUUGCCAGAGAAUGUGCAGAAUUAUGGCCAAAAUUAUCAUCAGCUGCUUCUGCAAUUGUUUAA